This is a messenger RNA of Ylistrum balloti, 420 nucleotides long. RefSeq lists its product as uncharacterized. The coding region runs from base 1 to 420 and encodes 139 amino acids. The transcript has a single exon. The record is from RefSeq and is a predicted model, not a curated record. NCBI's taxonomy places the organism in Eukaryota, Metazoa, Mollusca, Bivalvia, Pectinida, Pectinidae.
AUGACACAAGGAAUAUCAUUGUUGCUUGUUGUGUUUACCAACUUUUUCGUCGUACACAGCAAUGGGUCCUACCUCCCCGGUGCUCUUGGACUUUCUAAGUCGAAUGAGGUCAGUAACUUUAUAGACACAGUUGUAGCGGAAGAAGAGAAGACCUUCUACGCUAAAGUGAUACAGAGACUUAUGAACCGCGCAGCCGCAUUGGAAGAGGAAAUGGACGACAACAAGGGGGGUCAUUUUGAUACAGUCGGUGACAUGAGCAGUACUGGCGAUCUCACUGGUGUGAAACGCUCCAUGGACAAACGAAAGGUUUUCUGGCAGCCUCUUGGGUAUGUUCCGGCUUCAAUGCGCAUGUCAUCAAAUAAUAAACACCAGUCAAGUUCAAAAGACGCAGGGAGGAAAGGUUUUCGCUAUGGUAAAUAG